Molecule: messenger RNA, 324 nt
Organism: Colletotrichum gloeosporioides
Lineage: Eukaryota; Fungi; Ascomycota; Sordariomycetes; Glomerellales; Glomerellaceae
Exons: 1
Coding region: 1-324 (107 amino acids)
Source: RefSeq, a predicted model, not a curated record
AUGAUUGGGUCAGGACGAGACGGAACCGAGUACGGCUUGCGCGAGGUGGCGCUGGAAGAACACGCUUGCCUGAGCAGAAGACUGGUCACGCCGACUUAUGGGGCAGACGCCAAUCUCACUAUGAGUGCAGUGCACGCCGCGAACAUGCGCAUGCAACGCACUAAGGAAGAAUCCAAGAAAUGGGAACGCCAGAGGCCUGCUGUAAUACAUACUACGGAUGUCUCUUCGAAGUUCUCGACCAACGCAGAAGAGGUCGUGCGCAGGUUCCGACAUACAGUUUGUAUGGACAGCAUCAACUUCCACAUCGGCGAUGUCAACCAUUGA